This is a messenger RNA of Tachysurus vachellii, 603 nucleotides long. RefSeq lists its product as uncharacterized. Lineage: Eukaryota; Metazoa; Chordata; Actinopteri; Siluriformes; Bagridae. Bases 1 to 603 code for a protein of 200 amino acids. The transcript has 2 exons. The record is from RefSeq and is a predicted model, not a curated record.
AUGGUUUAUGUGGGAAAAACAGAACUGUCUGAAAGACAUUUAAGUGGAGACUCUACGCCUCAAAAUACCAGGCUGAAAUCCCAGCCUACAUGGAGCAUUAUUCAUGCUGGUGGAGAACUUGGUUGGGUUCCUUGGAACUACAGGAUGCACUUCUAUUUGAGUGGCACAGCGCUGAAACCAGACAAGGAAAUAUUCCAAGAGCUGUGUUCUGAGAUAUAUGACCACUAUGGGAAAUGUGCCAUUAUACUUAACCCAGAUAUCAUGAGUAAAAGGCAGAUCAAGGAAAAUGAAUUCUCUGUCUAUUCUACAGUUCCAGUGGAGCUUCUACCAAUGGCCUGUUGUCCAGAAGUGGCCCGAUACCACGGCCAUAUAAUGUUGCACAUACCCAUGCACUAUGCGCAUCUAAGUCCUCUCAACACUGCAUGGAUCACUGCCAAAUGGUUCACGAUUAAUAACAGAGAUAAAUACACAGAUGUGUAUAACAACAGAAACGGCUUGCAUAAAGUGAUCAGAUGCAGCGGUGACCCCAUGGACAUCACCAGAGACUGGGUUUCCUCCUUUCUGGUGCUUUGCCAGGCCUUAACUGCAGCUGUCUUCAGUUGA